Molecule: messenger RNA, 3250 nt
Organism: Oppia nitens
Lineage: Eukaryota; Metazoa; Arthropoda; Arachnida; Sarcoptiformes; Oppiidae
Product: interference hedgehog-like
Exons: 2
Coding region: 1-3201 (1066 amino acids)
Biological process (GO): cell-cell adhesion; axon guidance; nervous system development
Cellular component (GO): plasma membrane; axon
Molecular function (GO): protein binding
Source: RefSeq, a predicted model, not a curated record
AUGCAAUGGUUUAUUGCCUUAAUUGUGCUAAUAAUCAGUUUGUCAAAGACGGUCACUACCGGUGCCGCCGCCGACACCAACAGCAAACGCAAUGCCGAACCGCAUCUCCAGUUCCUAACUGAGCCGAACUCACAGUUUGUGGCGCCCGACGGCGGCAGAGCAGUGUUCAAGUGUGUACCAGCGCCUGCCGGUGCCACCAUUAACUGGCUUCACAAUGGUGUACCACUGUAUCAGAGCUCAUCAGUGUUAAGGAUAUCCAGACACAAGUUGGUCCUUAAAUUACCGAACAGUGUUAAACACGGCCAAACCGGUGGCGCUAACAGUGACAAUAUCUACGAUUACCAUAACUCUAGUAGUAGUGGUAAUACUGUUGGCCAAUUGCCAAACGACCAACAGGUUCAUGUGUCCCAACUGCUAUCGGGCGCCAACUUUCAGUGUAUCGCCCAAUACAAGGGUCGAUCCAUUAUUAGUCAAACAGCCAAACUGAUUGUCGCCGAGCUUAAGCCGUUUGCAAAUAAUUAUUCAAAAAAUUUAAGUCUAAUAGCCAUCGCUGGCAAUACAGCUGUGAUACCCUGUCAACCUCCUCAUAGUGUUCCCAAUGCCGUCACCGAGUUUGUGGUCAACAACUCGAAAAUUAUUGACAAAACCAGUGAGAGAUAUCGUUUGAUGCCAUCCGGAGAUUUGCAAAUAUUUUCAGUCGGCGAAUCAGACGCUGGUAUCUAUCGAUGUAUAGCACACAACCCGUUCCUCCAGGAAAGGACAUCUGAACACCAUUACAUUGAACUGACAGUUAUACGACAGCCAUCCUCCUCCUCCAGACAUCACCACAAUUCCAAUAGUCAACGCAAUCAUAAUCAUCAUAAUAACAAUCAUCAACAUUCACAUCAUCAUCAGCUAAAGUUUGUGGUAAUACCCAAAGCGCACGUUACAGCAGUUACCGGAAGUAAUGUUACGUUUGAAUGCGUGGCCAGCGGUAGUCCGAUGCCGAAAAUUGUCUGGAAAAGAUCGGUCGGUCAAUUGCCAAAGGGAAGGCAUAGUAUGGAUGGAGGAAAUCUGAUAUUGUCUAAUGUUAGACGCGGUGACGACGGCACCUAUGUAUGCCAUGCGGCUAAUGGAUCGCCAAAUCAUGCCAUCAGUGCAAACUCGGUGCUGGAAAUUCAGGAAAUACCGCAAUUUAUGCGCAAAACUUUGAUUGAAGAAAAAGAGGUGAUGGAGGGCCAGGAAAUCAUACUCGAGUGCAGUACUAAAGGAAAGCCUAAACCGGUGGUCGACUGGUUUCACAAUGGCGCUCAAGUGACACCCGAAGUGUCCAACAAAAAUGGUAUUGUUAUCAAAGGAACCGACGGAUCAAAGUUGUCAAUAUUGAACGCUAACAAUCAGCUACACUCGGGUAUCUAUCAGUGCUUUGCGACCAAUGAUUUGGACUCGAUAUACGCAACCACUGUUGUUAAUGUGGUCAGUCUGACCAAAACUCAAGACGCACCCGAUGUUAGCGUUAAUGUUAACAAUAAGGAAAGUCCGAUCAACGAAAGCGAUAACGACGCCGAUAUUGUUGACAACACCGACGAUCAGGAGAUUGUUGACGAAGACGACGACCUAUUCGAUAGGCAUCCGUCGCAUCCGAAAAAAGGCAAAAACAAGAACAAAGGCAUCAAAAUGGUUCCGCCGACCAAACCAGAGGUGACUCGAUUGAGUGAGGACUCGGUUAUGGUCAGAUGGGAUGUACCGCAAAACGAUGGUCUACCCAUUUUGUUCUACAAAGUACAGCACCGAGAAAUGGCCAACAAAAACAGCGACUGGAAUACAGUGGACGACGACAUCGCACCGCACAUCCACUCUUACGCUGUCGGCGGACUCAAAUCGGGUAUGAAAUACCGGUUCCGGAUUGCAGCUGUCUAUUCAAACAACGACAACAAAUUGAGUCCAAACUCGAUAAAGUUUACAUUGUUUAAGGAGCCGCCGAUGAAGAAGCCAAUCAAUGGUCCGGUCAUAGUUCACGCCGAACCGGUCAGCCAGUCGGCCAUAACCAUCAAAUGGGACCAUUACGAUAUCGAUCACGUGUCGAUCGAUGGCUUUUUUAUUUACUAUCGGCCGUCCGAUUUUGCCGGCGACUAUUACAAGGUGGCUGUAAUGGGUGCCAUCACCCGAUCGCAUAUUAUCACCCAUUUGUUACCAGACAAACAGUACGACAUUAAGAUGCAGUGUUUCAAUGUGGCCGGCACUUCCGAGUUUUCCAAUAUCUUUAUGGUUAAGACACUGCCGAAGAUUGAUACCAACAAAGAAAAAGAAAACAAAAAGAACAAAGAAAUUGAUAACAAUAACAUUGGCAACGGUAUCGGUCCGGUAACUGGCGAUAAAGACAAGACACUGUACACUGUUGUCUUCAUCACUAGUGGUGCACUUAUAUUGGUGUUUGUUGUCUGUAUUUGUUUGUGUUUUGUGCGCCACAAAAACCAGACGCCGCGGUCAAAGGGUUCGACAACAAAGUUGCCGAAAGAGAAACACCCGAAAGCCGGUGGCGGCGGUGCCAACAAUCACAACAGUUUGUUUAGUCACAGCAAUCAUACGAUAUUUGCCGCACAUCACCGUUCAAAUGGUCACAUAUCCAAUACACUGAUAGGUGCCGCCGCAUCCAAUGGCUAUCUGUCCAGAUCGUCGAUGAUGGACAACAACGAGCCGUAUCCGCACAAUGUCAACAUAAGAGUGAAUCCAUUCUGUGAGAUAUCCAAUGGCGGCUCAACACUGAAUAGGACGGCAUCUAUUAAUGGCAGUCUUCGGUCAAAGAGCAUAUCGCAGCAUCACUUGUCGUCUACCGCCGCUUCCGUGACUAACAAUAACGAGUCGUCAGUGGAUGUGCCGCUGUCGAUGAGUACAAUGGAAAGGCGCAAACUGAAGCGCACCACCGAUGACCACUAUCCGGGAUCGACGCUCAAUCAUAGCAGCUCACGGCUAAACCAUCACCAGCAUCAACAGCACAGUACGUCGUUUACCCGACUGAAUGGUACACUAGAAAGGAAACGGCGAAGUAGGACUGACCUGUUGAACGCCGGCACCGACAACAAUAACAGCAGGUCCGACAACCGGGACAACCAUAAUAAUCACAAUCAUCACGAGUCCAUCAUUACCAACAAUAAGUGUAACGGAUUGUUGCAUAAUUCUGUCAGCAAUGGACCACUUGUGAUAAUGCAGAGCUCAUGUUAGGACACCAUUGAAUAGGUGUCUGGAUGGUUGAAAUUCACUUGAGCUGAUC